AUGUCGGCGAAGAUCGUGACAGUGGGCUCCUACAGGCUUGGCGUGGUGCAGCCUGGCAGCGACAUAGACACCCUUUGCAUCGCCCCGCCUCAUGUGACGCGGGAGGCCUUCUUCACUGUCUUCCUGAAGAAGCUGGAGCAGAAUCCACAUGUGUCGGACUGCGUCCCCAUUCCGGGCGCGUACACUCCGAUCAUCAAGCUGAAGCUUAGGGGUGUCAGCAUUGAUCUGCUGUUCGCUCGCUUGGUGAGGUCCCUGGAUGAUGGGAAAGAUCUGGAGGAAGCAGUGAAAGAUGACGAAGUGCUGCGGGAUAUGGAUGACAAGAGUGUCCGGUGCAUCAACGGCUACCGAGUCGCCGAUAGGAUCUUGCAGCUGGUGCCGAACCAGGAUGCCUUUCGAGAGACGCUUCGCUUCGUCAAGUGUUGGGCCAAGAGGCGAGGUAUAUACUCCAACGUUUUGGGCUUUUUUGGUGGCAUUACCUGGGCAUUGUUGGUAGCCCGGGUUUGUCAACUUUACCCCAACUACUGCUUCAGCCAGCUCGUUAAUCGGUUCUUUCGAACCUAUGACCAGUGGAAUUGGUCGAAGCCAGUCGUGCUUUGUGAGAUCGUGGAGAGCGUGGCCGGAAUUGUGGGCCAAAAGCCCUGGAAUCCGAAGACAAGUCUUGCCGACAAGCAGCACCUGAUGCCAGUCAUCACCCCGGCUUUUCCGGCAAUGAACUCCACGCAUAAUGUCACAGACACCACGAAGCGGAUUCUCCUUGACGAGUUUCGGCGAGGAUACGAGGUAGUGAAAAAGGUAGAAAACAACAAGGCUGACUGGAAGGAAGUUCACAACCCCUUCCCGUUCUUCAGCAACGAUCCCUUCAAGCAUUACCUCUGCUUGGAAGUGCUCGCCAAGAGCGCAGAGGCACAUGUCAAGUUCUGUGGCUGGGUCGAGAGCAAGCUGCGGAUUCUCCACAAGACCCUGGAGGGUGCAGUUUCCGGGAUGAUGAUCCAUCCGAACCCGGAGCAGUACGAGCUGAGGAGUGCCGACACUGAAUGGGAAUGGGGUUGCGGCAUGUUCAUAGAGCUGGCUUUCCUGGGCGACCAGGGCUCUUACGUGGGUCAGACGGUGGACCUGAGGCCAUCCCUUCAUCAGUUCGCCGAAGUGGUCUCCACGUGGGCAGAGAAGGAGACCUACAACUCCGAGUUCAAGCUCAAGCUGAAAACAGUCAAGAGGACACGUCUUCCGGAGUAUGCGCUGAAGGCAGAGGCGGCGAAGAGGUCUCGCCAGCACAAAGGAUGA
Symbiodinium sp. CCMP2456 is the source of this 1281-nucleotide messenger RNA. The record is from the annotation of a GenBank genome assembly. NCBI's taxonomy places the organism in Eukaryota, Dinophyceae, Suessiales, Symbiodiniaceae.